Boleophthalmus pectinirostris (great blue-spotted mudskipper) is the source of this 1878-nucleotide messenger RNA. RefSeq names its product sorting nexin 10a (gene snx10a). The record is from RefSeq and is a predicted model, not a curated record. The transcript is spliced from 7 exons. NCBI's taxonomy places the organism in Eukaryota, Metazoa, Chordata, Actinopteri, Gobiiformes, Gobiidae. Bases 1001 to 1639 code for a protein of 212 amino acids. Gene Ontology annotation, biological process: intracellular protein transport. Gene Ontology annotation, molecular function: phosphatidylinositol binding.
UGAAAAUGAUAUGAACAUAACUUUAUGUGUAAACCACUUUUCAUAACAAUGAAAACAUAAAGCUCAGUGUAACAGUUUUACAGUGACACAACAACAUCACUUUUUCAUGUGGUUCUCCAAGAAACAAUUUUUAUCCUUUGUAAACAACAAAAGUACUUCACACUUCUGGCAGGUCGUUUGUGUGGAGCUGUUCUCACAGUCUGCAUCAUCCACGUUUAUCAGCAUGGAUGGAAAAAAGGCUCCUUGAUUUAAAAAAAGUUCAUAAAAUAUGGAUUUGGAGGUAAUUGUCAUUUCGCUGUUACAAAUCUGCAGCGUCUGUCUGGAGAAGGUUAAACAGCUUCAUGUGACACAUUUUACAUUUGCACAAAAACUUCAUGAAAACUCUCAGCUUCACCGGAAGUUCACGCGCGCUCAGGUGAGAAAAAUUAACUAAUGACGCAGAUGAGGCGCAGGUGCGCAGACACACGCGCACAGACAGACGCACGGCCGCGCGUGAGAUGAGAUGCUCUGAUGAAAGCGCCGUAGUGGCAUUAAAUGUGUUAAAUGUAUUUUUAUUUUUAAUUCACGCCUUAAUAUUGAAUGUGCAGGUUUAUGUGCGCGCGCUUUUACGCACGGCACGCGCACCAGGCGUGACCCCCCCGGAGCAGAAGAGGCGUGACCAUGCGUCACAGCGCCACAGUACUGCUGCGCGAGGGACCCCCACAAAAGCCCCGCGGACACAAGUGAACCCGGGACAGACCAGACCCCGGGACAGACCAGACCCCGGGACAGACCAGACCCCGGGACAGACCAGACCCCGGGACAGACCAGACCCCGGGACAGACCAGACCCCGGGACAGACCAGACCCCGGGACAGACCAGACCCCGGGACAGGAGAGCGGCCGGGUGACACGGGGCUGAGGUCGGGCCGGACGAGGCUGAACCCGGGUCAGAUCUUCAGGGAGGCGGUUCGGGGUCCGGUGCUGCGGUCUGUGCGGUGUGUGCUGCAGGUGGGACCAGGAUGGAGCACCUGCUGGAGAACCUGGCCCGAACUGAGUUCGUCAGCAUCAGUGUGCGAGACCCUCGUGUGUACAAACAGGACGUGUGGCACACGUACCUCGACUACCAGAUCUGCCUAGAGACAAACUCGAUGUGCUUCAGGAGGAAGUGGUCGAGCGUGAGGAGACGCUACAGUGAGUUUGUUUGGCUCCGUCAGAGUUUGCAGCAGAACGGCCUCGUCAUAGAGCUGCCCAAGCUGCCCCCCUGGAUGCCCUUCUUCCACCUGCGCAGCCCCGAGCAGGUGGCCCUCAGGAUGAAGGGCCUGCAGACGUUUCUAGAGACGGUGGUCCAGUGCCCGUUGCUCCUGUCGGACAGUCGCCUGCACCUGUUCCUUCAGUCUGAGCUGAGCGUGAGGAGGAUGGAGCGCUGUGCCCGGGGUCAGACCCGGUACACGGUGGCAGAGGCCAUCCACAGGUCGGGCAGCGCCUGUGUGCCGCCGCUGGAGGAGAGGAGCUGCGACUCCGACUACGAGAGCUGCUCUUCGUCCUCCGUCCUCGGCCUCAGCGUGGACGCGUCUCAGAGCGGACACUUCCUGGAGACGUCCUGUGGCCACGCCCACCGCCUCAGUGAGGGGCGGGGCCUCGGACUGCAGCUGUCCUAAAACUUUUACUUUGAGCAAAUGUUGAAACUUUUAAAGUGUUUAUUGUUCAUAAGCGACAUCUCACUUUGUACAAAAAUAUAUUUAAUGUUUUAAAAGAUGUACAUUUAUGAUAAAGAUUUUCUUAUGGGGCAAUUUUUAUCUUCUGAUGUCCUGAAAUGUGCAAAUAUUUUACAGGAAAAUACUUGGUUUGAAUCAAUUUUUACAAUGUCAAAUAAAUUGUCUUCUUUUUUUGAAGAAAA